AACGAUACCUGCCUUGUUUAAACGUCCCCUUGCGAGUAACUACUGUACACUUUGCAGUUGCCCCACAUAAACACGCCAUUUCCUAGCAGCCUUUCGCAUUUCAACUACGAAAUGUCUUCACUUCCGAAAACCCAGCGGUCGGUUCGAAUUAAUGCUCAUGGGGGACCAGAUGUGAUCGAGAUUGUUACAGAUGCACCCGUGCCGACCCCUACGGAUAAUGAAGUUUUGGUCAAGAAUACGUAUGCUGGGUUGAAUUUUAUCGAUAUUUACUUCCGCAAGGGUGUCUAUCCGACAUCUUCGUUCCCGCUUACCCUUGGACGAGAAGCGGAGGGUACAAUCGCUGCAGUUGGAAAGUCCGUUCAGAACUUCGAGGUUGGCGACAAGGUAGCGUACUUAGGAGUUGGCGCACAGCAAGAAUAUACCGCUCUCGAUCCGCUCCAUGUCGCGCAUGUUCCCUCUGGUAUCCCGGAAGGCGUUGCGGCAGCCGGUAUUCUUCAAGGUAUCACCGCUCUGACGUUCGCCCGUGAGAGCUACGAAAUCAAGAAAGGAGACUAUGUCCUUAUUCACGCUGCAGCCGGUGGCUUCGGCCUAUGGCUUGUUCAAAUCGCGAGAGUGAUUGGUGCACAUGUUAUUGCGACUGCUUCCAGUGACCAGAAGCUUGCGAUAGCUCAAGAGCAUGGCGCGGAGUUUUUGAUCAACUACUCAACCCAGGACUGGGUUGCCGAGGUCAAGGAGAUCACCAAGGAUGCUGGCGGUGGGGUUGCUGCUGUGUUUGAUGGCGUUGGGAAGGAUACUUUUGAUGGUGACUUGGAAGUUGUGAGGAGGAAAGGGACAGUAGUUUCUCUGGGGAACGCUAGUGGGGCUGUUCCACCAUUCACAAUUGCAAGGCUAGCGCCCAAGAACCUUAAGCUUCUGAGGCCACAAUUGUUUGGCUAUAUCGCCGAGAGAGGGGAAUUCGAGGCUUAUUCUAAGGAAGUUUUCGAUUGGAUCGUUGAAGGCAAGGUUAAGGUCAAUGUCCACAAGACCUACCCGCUUGAAGAGGUCGCGCAGGCGCAAAAGGACCUUGAGUCUCGCACCACUACCGGGAAAUUGAUUUUAAAGAUUUGAGAAGGAAAUUUUAUCUCGAAGCUGUUGAUGAAUGCGGGUAUCAGAUAUUCAGAGUCGAGUGAUGGAUUGUGUAACUAGUGAUAUUCUAUCCCGAAUAUAGUAAACAGCUCCACUGGCAGAAAA
Messenger RNA from Tuber melanosporum (Perigord truffle), 1230 nucleotides. RefSeq lists its product as uncharacterized. Gene Ontology annotation, molecular function: zinc ion binding; quinone reductase (NADPH) activity. The transcript has 4 exons. Gene Ontology annotation, biological process: cellular response to oxidative stress. Gene Ontology annotation, cellular component: cytoplasm. NCBI's taxonomy places the organism in Eukaryota, Fungi, Ascomycota, Pezizomycetes, Pezizales, Tuberaceae. The record is from RefSeq and is a predicted model, not a curated record. The coding region runs from base 112 to 1107 and encodes 331 amino acids.